Molecule: messenger RNA, 261 nt
Organism: Aspergillus wentii DTO 134E9
Lineage: Eukaryota; Fungi; Ascomycota; Eurotiomycetes; Eurotiales; Aspergillaceae
Exons: 2
Coding region: 89-250 (53 amino acids)
Source: RefSeq, a predicted model, not a curated record
AUCAGGGAUCUUCAAUUGAAUUAAAAUAGACACGAUAAUCGUUAUUAAAUCAUAAUUCUCCUUUUUCUGUUGCCAAUACUCCGUACUCAUGGCGCGGCGCAUCACCCCCAGCCAUGGCGUCGCUCUCGGCCUCAGUUUCGUCCUCUUUACGUUUAUGUUCCUGCCCACUUUGGUCGUGCUCUUGGCGGUGAUUGUCUUCUUUGCCGUGUAUUAUCCGCGGUUGCGGAAGCCGGUUAACUCGGAUGACUGAAAACGAUAUGA